GUGGAGAAGUGCCUGCUACAAAACUAGCAGCCCUGCAGAAAGUUUUGCAAAGUGACUUUCUGAAUGCAGUGCGUGAAGUUUAUGAACAUGUGUAUGAGACUGUUGAUAUCCAAGGAUCACAGGAUAUUAGAGCAUCUGCAACUGCUAAGGCUACAGUUGCUGCAUUUGCAGCAAGUGAGGGGCAUGCACAUCCACGGGUAGUAGAAUUACCCAAAACAGAGGAAGGUCUUGGGUUCAAUGUUAUGGGUGGAAAAGAGCAGAAUUCACCUAUCUACAUCUCGCGCAUUAUUCCAGGAGGAGUAGCAGAUCGGCAUGGUGGCCUGAAGCGUGGUGACCAGUUACUUUCUGUUAAUGGUGUGGUGAGUUUGUAGGAGGAA
Molecule: messenger RNA, 377 nt
Organism: Cryptotermes secundus
Lineage: Eukaryota; Metazoa; Arthropoda; Insecta; Blattodea; Kalotermitidae
Gene: veli
Product: protein lin-7 homolog C
Biological process (GO): protein localization to basolateral plasma membrane; neurotransmitter secretion; maintenance of epithelial cell apical/basal polarity
Cellular component (GO): basolateral plasma membrane; cell-cell junction; synapse
Molecular function (GO): protein binding
Source: RefSeq, a predicted model, not a curated record